This is a messenger RNA of Diospyros lotus (date-plum), 1389 nucleotides long. Its product is annotated as protein DEHYDRATION-INDUCED 19-like. Lineage: Eukaryota; Viridiplantae; Streptophyta; Magnoliopsida; Ericales; Ebenaceae. The record is from RefSeq and is a predicted model, not a curated record. Bases 394 to 1104 code for a protein of 236 amino acids. The transcript is spliced from 5 exons.
CCUGCAAAAUUUGGGCCACAAAUCUGAUUCAGGAAACAAACAAAAAUUUCUGGCUCUGGAAGAAUAGAUAAAUCCGACAAUCUCUCUCACCAUCUCCACCGACCGACUGACCGAUCGAUCCCACUCCUCUUCAUUGCCACAUAACAUAAUUGAUUAAAUUAAAUCCUCCUUCCUGCUUCCAUUGCGUCAGUCUUGACAACCCUCGUCAUAUCUUAAACUUUCCCAUGUAAUCACUACACCCGGACAAAGUCAAUCAACUCUCAAGAUAUACAAAACCAAUCUAAGAAAAGGCGAGAGAAAAAGAGACGUAACCGAUUCAAUCGAGGACAACCCAGCCUGCCAGAGCACAAUCACUGAUUUCCGUCUUAUGCAUUCCUUUACAUCUCUCUCUUGAUGGAUUCGGAUUUCUGGGCAUCUCGCCUCGCCGCCGCCAAGAGGCAAUUCACGCUGCAGAACCACCACCAGCACCAUGGCUUCCAGCUGGAUCGAUUGAACUUCGACGAGUUCGAGGUUGAGGACGAGGUCCGGCCCGAUUUCCCGUAUCCGCACAGCUACGAGGACUUCGAUCUAGCGUCUCUGUACUCGCACCUUGAAGACGAGCAGCACGCGUGCGAAUCCAAAGUCGCCGUUUGCCCCAUUUGCUCUGUUAAAGUUGUGACAGACAUGUUAAGUCAUAUCACCCUGCAACAUGGACACUUGUUUAAGUUGCAGCGACGUCGCAGGUUGCGUAGGGUUGCAAUUCCAAACAGUCAGGCGCUGUCUCUCCUGGGGAGGGAUCUUCGCGAGGCCCAUCUGCAGAUGCUUUUAGGAGGCGGUGGAUAUCAUUCGAGCAAUGCAAAUUCGUCAGCUAAUGCCGUCACUACUGAUCCAUUCCUUUCCUCUCUUAUUUUGAAAUUCCCUACAUCAGAAUCAGAAGAUAUUUCAAAAUCUGUGGCAUCUGGUGCAGAGGAAAGUUCUACUAAGAGUGCGACAUCGUCACACUUGUGGAAAACAAGUUUCGAUCCAUCGUUGAGCUCAGAAGAGCGGGAAAAAAGGAUGAGACAAGCCGCGGGAAGAGCUGGUUUUCUUCAGGAUCUGCUGGUGUCAACUCUGUUAGGUGACUAGUGGUGGAACAUUAAGUUAAAACACAAAGAGUAGCGUUUAAAUAUUGAAUUUAUUAAGUUUUCCGGAUAAUUGGCAGUUUGGGUUAAAAUUCAGUCAUUUUGCCAAUCCUUGCCAUGUUUGAAUGUUUCUAUUGAAGCAACAAUAGGAAUUGGUUUAUCAUAAGUUCAUGUUCCUACACCCACUGAACAAGAGUUCUACUGCUUUCUCAAAACAAUAAAUAUAUAUAUAUGUAUAUAUAGUUUCUUGUUUAUGGAAUGGAAUGGAAUGAAAAUUUCAUAUUUUACA